Molecule: messenger RNA, 1407 nt
Organism: Colletotrichum phormii
Lineage: Eukaryota; Fungi; Ascomycota; Sordariomycetes; Glomerellales; Glomerellaceae
Product: ketose-bisphosphate aldolase
Exons: 1
Coding region: 316-1182 (288 amino acids)
Biological process (GO): carbohydrate metabolic process
Molecular function (GO): zinc ion binding; aldehyde-lyase activity
Source: RefSeq, a predicted model, not a curated record
UUCACUCCGUAACCACGGCUCGCGCGGAAAAUCGGCCCAUUUCCGCCCCAGUCCUGGAUUCCCCCGCAAUCCACCUCACAGAUCGACACGACUUGUGAGUGCAGCUUCUCUAAUUGCUUCAUUGUUGGCACUUCAUAAUAAAGACAUUUCCUUUGCCCGUUUUAGCUGUUAGUACUAUCCCCAAGUACCUACAUUGCCGAAGCCAAAGCCAAAAGACUAACCAAAGUCCGCCGAUCCUACACAGUUCUCGAACCAUCGCAACAUUCUGAGCGCUGUCGAAUUUCUCAAGUCUCGUUUGUUACUCAAGCUUUCAAGAUGGCUCGACCUUCUCUCGCCGAGAACCGAACGAUGAAAAUCGUCAAUGCCGCAAAGGAAGGCGGCUAUGCAGUGGCCGGUUUCUGCUGCUACAAUCUCGAAGCCGUGGUAGCAUCCGUCAGAGCAGCAGAAGCAACCUCUUCGCCCGCAGUCGUGCAGCUCUUUCCGUGGGCGAUGGAGUACGCCGGCAGCGCCCUUGUCCGAGCCGCAGCAGAACUAUGCCACAGCGCUUCUGUACCCGUAUCACUGCAUCUCGAUCACUGUCAGACACCGGAGCUAGUUCGCCGCGCCGCAGAUACUCCGAACGGCUUUGAUAGUAUCAUGGUCGAUAUGAGCCACUACGAAAAGGAAGAAAAUUUGGCUCUUACUCGCGAGCUUGUUGACUACUGCCAUCAACGCGGUAUCGCGACGGAAGCAGAGCCCGGACGAAUUGAAGGUGGCGAAGACGGUGUGGCUGAGACGAUAGAUCUUGAGGGUGUGCUCACAACACCAGAGCAAGCUGAAGAAUUCGUGGCGACGGGAAUCGAGAUGCUUGCACCCGCAUUCGGCAAUGUCCAUGGUGAAUAUGGUCCGCGGGGAAUCAAGCUGGAGUAUGAUCGCCUCGAGAACACCAACAAGGCUGUUGGAGAUAGGGUCAGGCUCAUCCUGCACGGGGCGGAUCCGUUUACAGAGGAGAUCUACAGUCGCUGCAUCAAAGCUGGUGUGACAAAGAUCAACAUUAACAAGGGAAUCAACAACCACUAUGUCCCAACCCAAGAGACAGCUAGAGAUCGUCCUAUUACUGCUACUAUUGAAGCUGGUACUAAGGAAAUGCAAAAUGCGUGCGAAACUUACAUGCAUUGGUUUGGCUCGGCGGGAAAGGCAUGAGCAGGAGGUAGAACAAAACAUAUUAGCAUGAUGUGGUCAUUCCCGCCGUAUAAAAUAGUCUGAGUUGAAUUCUUGACAAAUCUGGGUCAUAUUCUAAACAACAUAUUUGCAGUGACAUAAGGUAUACGUGUAUGACUUAUCAUGGCGAACUUGAGUAAACACACAACCGACUCCUCCUAACUCUGGAUCAAAAAUCCUCCUCUUCGACAUCGUAGGCCAGAGGUU